AAAUCAUCUUCAGGCUAGAACAGACGCAUCCUCUUGAUUUUCUUUUCCGUCCCCACUACUCUAGUCAGCAUGCCUCCGACUACCAGGACUCAAACCACGAACCACGGUGCCGGCAAGUCCGGCCGACAGCCUGCAGCAAGAACGCGUGGCAAGAAGAACAAGCUUCAUCAUUUAGAGGAAUACGACGAAGACCCAGGGCGAGCAGGGAGCGAGAAAUAUCAAAUAUUAGCUAAAGCAAUCGACGUCCAGGCAGCUAAGUCUAAGGAUUUCCUUCGAGACUUUCGAAAAGAGGUGGAAAGAAAAGGCCUGGAGCUGAAAGCUUUCUGUCAAGAUAAAGAAAAGGAAUUGACCGAAGACCAAGGAAAAAUUGGCGGGGUGAUAAAGCAAAUCUCCCAACAGCUAAUUGAUGGAAAACAUGGACGACUAGAUGCUCUGCGUAAGGAGGAUCACCCCUUAUUCCAGAGACGCCGGGCUCAGAGGGAAGAGGUUAGUUCGUUUCUAAAAGGGCUCGAGACCAUGGAGGAAACACAACUUGAGUCUGAGAAGCUGGCUCUUCCUGUGUCUACUUGGGAGCAAGAUGAGAUCAACUUCAAAGAAGUCCUGGCGUACGGUAGCAGUUACGGAGAGGUUCUGUUGGGAAACGCACUGGCACCCUAUUCGAUGGGGAGCACAGAAAUCGACCAACUAGGAUCAAGCGAAAAGGAACAGCUCGUCAAGGACUUAUUCAAAGGCGUACGAAGAAAUUCAGACCAAGAGACAUGGGGGGAAGUUGCCGAAGACUCAUUGAGACAGGUCACGGCGAUUGCACGAACUAUCCCUCUCGAGGAGGAGCGAUUUCAAUAGGAGACGGAAUAAUCUGCGGACUGCAUCCAACCAAAUGGCCUUUAAUUUUCAAAGCAAUGUAACGUAGAGAGCUGAAUCUUUGCUAGCAUGCGAUCUCUGAGUAUGAUGGGUUAAUCAAUGUCCACACAGCAUUCUUUGGAGUCAAGCAUCU
Xylaria bambusicola is the source of this 994-nucleotide messenger RNA. RefSeq lists its product as uncharacterized. The record is from RefSeq and is a predicted model, not a curated record. Lineage: Eukaryota; Fungi; Ascomycota; Sordariomycetes; Xylariales; Xylariaceae. Bases 70 to 843 code for a protein of 257 amino acids. The transcript has 4 exons.